Molecule: messenger RNA, 2078 nt
Organism: Austrofundulus limnaeus
Lineage: Eukaryota; Metazoa; Chordata; Actinopteri; Cyprinodontiformes; Rivulidae
Product: carboxypeptidase N subunit 2
Exons: 2
Coding region: 64-1629 (521 amino acids)
Molecular function (GO): protein binding
Source: RefSeq, a predicted model, not a curated record
UGUGUCAGCUGAUCCACGUGGACAUUUAUUUCAGUGUGAUGGGAUCUCUGUGACACAGUAAAAAUGGACAAAGCYUUGGGUCUGGCUCUGCUCCUGAUGCUGUUUCUCUGCCACAGAGGAGGUUCUGACUGGCAGAACGUCUGUCCAUACAGAUGUCAGUGUUUCACUCAGGUCCAGGUGUUGUGUGCGAAUGAGCAGAUGUCAUAUAUGCCUGAAAUCUCUGGAGARGUCAAAGAAGUCAUUAUCAUGACAUCAUCGGUGGCGUACCUGUUCGCACACACACUGCACGAGAGUCCACAGCUUACCAAGCUCAUCUUCCUGAACAACGCACUGAGAAGUGUUCACGCCAAGGCGUUUGAGCAUCUGACUGAGCUGCGGGAGCUGGAGAUCAGCGGGAAUCCCUGGCUGGAWCAUUUAUACAUGGGAACUUUCUCAAAGCAGGAAAACUUGAUGAAGCUGCUGCUCAAUUAUAACGGGUUGAAGGUGAUUCUACCUGGCAUGUUUGGGUCCCUGGAACAGCUGGAAACACUGCAGAUGAAGAACAACUUCAUAUCAGAUCUGCCCUCCUUUCUUUUCCUGAACCUUACUAAACUGCGUGUCCUGGACCUGUCCCAAAAUAAACUUGCCGCGGUGACAAAAGAGACUUUCUCUGGUCUGGUGAGGUUAGAGAUUCUGAAAGUGAACAACAACCUCAUUAGCAACCUCACAUCUGACACCUUUCAUAAUGUUUCUCAUGUCACUGAGCUUCACUUAGAGGGAAACAAAUUAGAACAGCUUAAUGAUGGCGUCUUUUUUGGCUUAACAAAUUUAACUGUGUUGAACCUACGAGGAAAUCUCCUGAAAACCUUCGGUGAUAAAGUCUUUGGAUUUGAGCCAUCAAACUUAAAGGAGCUGAAUUUAAAAAGCAACAGACUGGCUGAGCUGUCAUCUCUGAGCAGUCUAACCUCACUGACUCACCUGAUCUUGUCAGAUAACCUGCUUUCCAACCUCACAGAAAACAUUUUCAGAAAUAUUAGUGCCCUGGAAAACCUGGACCUGUCUGGGAACCAGCUCACCUCUCUCCCUGAAGCUAUCUUUAAAAACCUUUUAAACAUGGUAGAAAUCCAGCUUCAUAACAACAGUCUGACAAAGGUGGAGGCCAAACUGUUUGAGGACCAGGUACUUCUUCAGAGGCUCUACCUGUUUGACAACCAGCUAGUAAUGCUCCCUGUGGGUCUUCUGGACUCGUUUAUCUUCCAUCCCACCGUGAGGCUGCAUGGAAACCCCUGGACAUGUGACUGCCACCUGUGGUACCUGCAUGACUGGGUGCUGCAGAACAGUCAGGGUGUAGACAUGCUGGACAGGAUGGCGUGUGGAAGCCCAGACUUUCUGAGACAACGCACUCUCGUUUCCAUUCAUAAGGAUCAGUUGGUGUGCUACCCAUCUGAGGACAAGAUGCCCCAGCUCAAAUCCUGCAGCCUUCAAGUAUCUAACAACACCUUGACCGUCAGGUGUAAAGUGGAGAAAUGCUCGCCAAUGAUGGUGAGGGUACAGUUUCAGGAGGAUAACGGACACACUGUGGAGCAUAUUGUGAAAACUGAGGCUGAAGAUUCUCAUUGUAGCAAUGAGACAGAGAACACAGACAAUUAGUUUUUUCACGGUAAAAUUUUAUCUUCACACCAGGGGUCAAUAAAAUGUCCCUUCAGUCGAUAUUGUAAACAAACCUGACUCAACAGCUGAUAAUUUCCAGGAAUGUAGCUGAAUGAUAUGAAAGGUAGAUAAACUUUAUCUUUAAAAGCUCAAAGGUCUUUAGUGGAGAUCUGCUUGCAUCAUUUAAACAACAAAUUAAACAUCCAUGAAAAUAUGAAAUUAGUCAAAAAUACCUUUCUAGUAGCAGUUAGAUUUCAUAAUUGCGAGGGUGUCUGCACUACAACUGAUAUUUUUGAUUGAUUCAUUUUUUCCAUUUAUUUUUCUGUAUCCAUAUGUUGUAGCAAAAUAACUACCUCUCCACUGGGUGGUGAGAAUGUCCACAUCAARAGCAUCUCAAUAUACAAACAAAGAGUUUUCUCAUCUUGAUUAAAGAUUUGCCCCCCAYACAA